Messenger RNA from Cylas formicarius (sweet potato weevil), 2200 nucleotides. RefSeq names its product OTU domain-containing protein 5 (gene Duba). Gene Ontology annotation, molecular function: cysteine-type deubiquitinase activity; K63-linked deubiquitinase activity. Lineage: Eukaryota; Metazoa; Arthropoda; Insecta; Coleoptera; Brentidae. Gene Ontology annotation, biological process: protein deubiquitination. The transcript has 9 exons. Bases 11 to 1780 code for a protein of 589 amino acids. The record is from RefSeq and is a predicted model, not a curated record.
UGUAAAUUACAUGGUUCCCCCUUUGUUGUCUGUGGUUGUGAAUGGGUCUGUCUUUAUUGACAGAUUUAUCAAAAUUUUAUCCAUUUUAUACAAUUUUGGGUCUCCGUUUGAGUGCCUGGAAAAUAUGACUAUUUUGCCCACCAUACGAAAAACUAAUGCAAGCACCGAGGAAAGUAAGGAUGGUAAUCAACAAAGUGUCUCAGCUGACAGGUCAAAUAGGAGAAACGAAAUAAAUUCACUGCAGAUAUCAUCUCUCGCGGAUAACAAUUCAAGUGCAAGGCGGUCACCGUUUCCAUUUAAAACUGAUAGGAAAGAUAGGCUUAGAAAACGAUUUAAAGAACCUGACAGAGCUCGAGAUAGGGAAAGGGAACGUGAACAAAAACGUGAUGCCCGUCGUGAACAGAAAAGAGAUAGAUUGGCUCUAACAAAACGAGAAAUUGGAAAUGAACCUUUGAUCGUUGAUGGGUCUGACAUUGAUGUUAAAACAGUCCCUGAAACAUCUUGUAAUAACAGUAAAGUUGAAACUAAAGAAGAGAGCACUGGUUUCAAUAGUGAAGAUGAAUAUGAUGAAAGUAGUAUUAAGGACAGGCUUCUAACAGAAGAAGAAUGGCAAAAGAGGGAUGAAUUUUUCUCAAGAUGUAUGUCUAGUUUAGGAUAUGAGAUUAAACAAAUAAAUGAAGAUGGAGCUUGUUUGUUUCGGUCCAUUGCUGAUCAAGUCUAUGGAGAUCAAGAAUUCCAUUACCAAGUUAGGCAAGAUUGUAUGAAUUAUAUUGUACAAAAUCGAGACUACUUUGAACCAUAUGUGACCGAAGAUUUUGACAAAUAUGUAGCACGAAAACGUACAUGGCAUGUUCACGGUAAUCAUCUAGAAAUCCAAGCAAUGAGUGAGCUAUAUAAUAGAACCAUUGAAGUUUAUUGCUAUCAAAUAGAACCUAUAAAUAUUUUUAACUGUUCAACCAGAAUUGUCAACACUUAUGAACCCAUCAGACUUUCUUAUCACAGAAUGUGUCAUUAUAAUUCAAUUAGCAACCCAAAUAAACCAUCGGUUGGGGUGGGGUUAGGAUUGCCUAACUAUCAUCCAAUCGAUAUUGAUCAUAGGAGAUUGCAUGAUGCAGUCCGUGCCAGUGAACAGUUACUAAUUGAACAGACAAUGCUUGAAGAUAAACUUAAAGCUACGGAUUGGGAGGCUACAAAUGAGGCUAUAGAAGAACAAGUGGCCAGAGAAUCUUACAUUCAGUAUUUUCGGGAUACCGAAAAACGUUUAAAAGCGCAAGGUCAUCCGCUGGCGAGUGGUAGCAGUUCUACAAUUACUUCUUCAAUGGCUUCAAGCCCGCGCAGUUCCAGACGCGGCUCUGUGUCGCCUAAAGGUUGUCAGUCCCCAAAAAGUUGUUCUUCACCAAAAAAUAACUACUCUUCUUUGCCAGCAAGUCCAAGAGCAACAGCAUUUCUGGCAAACACCGUCUCGGAUAAUAAUAUUGAAAAUGUGCCUCCAGCUUAUGUUCCUACUAAAGAAGAAGAAGCUUUUGCAAAAAGGGUUUACAACUCUCCAAGACGCAUCACCGACCAGUCAGAAAUGGGGUUUAACAUAGAAAAUUUUACAGGCGAAUUUACUCAACAAGCCGGGCCUUCCUCGGUUGCAAAUAAUAUCGGUGGAUUGGAAGACUUUGAUCAGGGAAUCAUGGCACAAGUUUUGGCAGAGUCUCAGCAAACUUAUCUAGAUGAGCUGAAAAGUAAAUCGAGAAAGAGAAAUGUAUCGCCAGGACCAUCAACCUCCACAUAGUGACUUACUUUUUGAAAAAAAAAAGUAUUUUUUAUUGGACUUAAACCCAAUGUAAAAUUUGUCGUGAAUAUCAAUUUUUCAUUUCUUGGGGGGGGGGGGGGGGAGUUUACAGCAUAUUAUAUAUGUUAACAAAAGUACUUCUGAAUAACUGGUUUAUUUGAUACCUACCAAAAAUAUAUGAAUCGUUUUUCUGGUGUCGAAUAUAUUUAUAAUUCUUAUACUAAUUUUUGAAAAGGAUUUAGUUUUAUAUAUUUUUGUGAUAUAUUUAAAAUCAGUUAAGUGAUUUUUGUAAAUGUAGAUAGGUAAAAUGUAUAACUAACUAGAGUAUAUUUUAUACUUAUUUCUUUUCAAAUUUAGGGUAUCAGUGUUUUUGUUAUCUUGCAUAUAUUAAAAGAAUAUAGAUAUUUCAUAUCAGAUAGU